UGCAAGGUAGGCUCAGUUAUAGCUGAUGAAUUUGGGAAUAUGAUAGCUUCAUUAUUCUAGUUAAAAUGGUAGUGUGUGUCAUUUACAGUAUAUUAUAGUUAAUAACAAAUGUUGUUCUCUUCUUCAGGUGCCUCUGCUGCCGUGGAGGUCCAGCCCUCCAUCAACCCUGCUGUAGUCGGCGACUCUGUGACGCUGUCUCUGUCUCCUUCGACGACUCUGAAUAGUGGAAGCUGGGCAGUGGGAGAGUCCCUCAUCCUCAACUGGCUGGGGCGCCAGCAGGCAGUCUUCCCGAGUCACAGCGGCAGGGCGUCAGUCAACGUCCUCACUGGAGCUCUCACCCUGAGCUCUGUCACGGUGGCUGACUCGGGAGUCUACGUUGUGCAGAGCACUGACCCCCAGCUGAAGGCCAGUGCUUCCAUCACUGUUCUGGAGCCCAUCUCAAAUGUGACGUUAAGAACCAAUCAAACCAACCUGAUGGAGUUCAACAGUUCAGCGGUCGUCAGGUGCUCCGUCUCCUCUGGAUCCUCCAUGUCUUUCAUCUGGAUGAACGACAGCUCUGAGGUUACAGCCAGUGAUAGAGUUCAGCUCACUGAUGGAAACUCCACGCUCACUAUAGUCAAUGUGACCCGCUACGACCAGGGACCAUUCAGGUGUCAUGUGUUCAAUCCCAUCAGUAAUGGAACCAGUGAUCCAGUAAACUUUACUAUCAGCUAUGGUCCAGAAAACAUGGCGCUAACAGUGAAUGGACAGAACACAACGUCCUUUCCCAUUGGAUCCAAUCUGACCAUGCUCUGUUCAGCUGAGUCCGAUCCUCCAGCUCAGCUUCAGUGGGCUUUCAGAGGAGAGCUUGUGAAAACUACGGGUCCAUUGUUGGAGCUGUUCAAUGUUGGCGAGGACCAAAGCGGUCCAUAUUCCUGUCUGGCCUUCAACACUCACACCAACAUGAACAGCAAUAUCACCGCACACAUCAUGAUAGGAAAGUCUUCAGGGUCUGAACAACAGGCAGUCAAUGUGUGGCUCCUGCCGCUGCUACUGUUGGUUGGGUUCCUCUCCUCAUUGCCAGGCAAGUUGUAGAAUAACGUCUUCUUGUCAUUCAUUCACACGCUUCAAAAUAAUAUUCUAAUUUAUGGAUUGACAUUAAAGAGGACCUAUUAUGCUUUCACAGUUUUUCCCUCUCCUUCAGUGUGUUCUAUAGUUUUUUUGUGCAUGUAAAAAGUUUGCAAAGUUACAAAGCCCAAAGUCCACGCCAAAG
Molecule: messenger RNA, 1252 nt
Organism: Sebastes umbrosus (honeycomb rockfish)
Lineage: Eukaryota; Metazoa; Chordata; Actinopteri; Perciformes; Sebastidae
Product: carcinoembryonic antigen-related cell adhesion molecule 1-like
Exons: 4
Coding region: 109-1074 (321 amino acids)
Source: RefSeq, a predicted model, not a curated record